AUGAGAGCAUCAAAGUUCGCACAAAAAAUUGUGAAAAAACGCGGGUCAUGCGCCCGGCAUACUCAAAGCUUAAGCCAUGCAACUGGCCGAGGCCAGGCGCUGCCACAGGACUAUGUCUUGGACGUUGUGGUAGGUGUUCUUGACGUUCGCCUUGAGUCUGCGAACAUCCCAGCAGUGCUCGCCGCGGAUGCAUCAUCUUCGGCUGACUUCGUGAUUUCGACACCACGUGGUAUGGAGGCAGAUGUGCUUGGGCUCCGCAUUGGCCCAUUCCUGCAGCUGCUGGUUGUGAUGGGCGCAGAGAACUACACCGAGAACUUGCUGGAAAGGACUCGCUACAACGUCAGUGCGAACAGCCUCGUCGGGCUGGGCCGAGAGUUGACGAUCAUUCUCCAGGUACGGCCUCCGCCUGGCAGCGACUUCCCGACUUUGGAUGUGCGCACGGCCCUUGUGGUGAGCUUCCAACAGCCGUCGGUGGUCUCCAUCGAGACGAACAUGGCGAACAACACCAUCUCCGUCCUGCAGACCACAGUUAUCACGGUGUCAGGGACAAACCUGGCGGUGGUUGCCUCAAACGCCUCAGCGCCUUUGAGCGCUGAGAUCUUCGUUGCUGGCCUUCCGUCAAAUUGCUCAACCACUGAAUGUCAAGAGCCUGCGCUUCAAGCCCUCCUGGAUGCCGGGGAAGCCAGCCUGUGUUCAGACAUGGUGGUGCUUUCGGCGAGCACCCUGAGUUGCAGCAUGGAGCCCACAGUCAGUGCGCAGCUGGGCCUUUGCCUGGUCCUCCGCAGCGGUCUCUUCGCCCGCCGCUACUGCGCAGCGUUCGGCCCACCCGGCUCUCUGCGGCCCGAGCAGCCGGCCGUCGGAGGCCUGUCGCAGCCAGUCCAGGACAUGUCCUCGCCUGAGCCCUUCAUCGUCAUCGUUGAUGGCGACCUUCCCUGGGAGAAUGUCUCACAGGGCUAUCUCCAGGCUGGCGCGAUGAAGGGGGAGAAAGUUGUGUGGGCGACGCUCUUCGACGAAGUGCCAGCAGGUGUCUCGAAUCCCGGCGAUGGCUAUCAGCCUCUUUGCGCCCAGGCAGUCCGCAUGGACAACAGCAGCAUCCUCUGCUUCCGCACCCAGAACUUCAACAUCUCACAACUUGGGUCUCGCGCGAACAUCUACGUGCAGAGUGGGCCAGAUGCCACUUCUGCGAACAUCAACGAGGGUGGACUUCAAGUCAACCAGCCACGCAUCGAUUCGAUCACACGCAGCCACGAAUUUGAAGUGGGCGCUCUGGAUGUUACCAUCGAGGGGGAGCACUUCGGCACCCAAGCGAAUGGCAACAUGGUGGUGCAACUGGAGACCUUUGGGGCGAACACGUCGGCCGUGCCAGACCUGUCCCUUGCAGACGAGCAAGGGCAGCCCACGCACGUCGUUCCCUGCCAGAUCAUCAGUCACGAGGACACGCAGCUGCGCUGCCGUGUCGAGGAUCAAAGCCUGUUCGGUGCAGAGGUUCCGGGUGAAUACUACGAAGAGACGGUGGAGGUGGAGGAGAGCCGCCGGCUUCAGCAGGGAGAUGAGCCCUUGGAUCUCCCCAGGCCUGGCCUGGUGAUGUCUGUGGGCCUUUCUCUCUCUCUUUUGAUCUUUUUGGUGUUUGGGGGGUUUGGGGGGGGGGGGGNNGUGGGUUAG
Messenger RNA from Symbiodinium necroappetens, 1662 nucleotides. The record is from the annotation of a GenBank genome assembly. Lineage: Eukaryota; Dinophyceae; Suessiales; Symbiodiniaceae.